Eruca vesicaria subsp. sativa (arugula) is the source of this 1431-nucleotide messenger RNA. Lineage: Eukaryota; Viridiplantae; Streptophyta; Magnoliopsida; Brassicales; Brassicaceae. The record is from the annotation of a GenBank genome assembly.
UUACAUUUUUUUAGUUACAUUUCUCCUCUUUUGCGCCUAUAAAUAGCAACCCUCUCUCAUUCUCUCAAUUACUCUCACAUCAAAACAAUCAACAAUACACACAACUUGCUACUUCAAACAAACACUUUCAAAGAAGAGAGAUGGAGAAGAACAUUAAGUUUCCAGUUGUAGACUUGUCCAAGCUCAUUGGUGAAGAGAGAUACCAAACCAUGGCUUUAAUCAACGAGGCUUGUGAGAAUUGGGGCUUCUUUGAGAUAGUGAACCAUGGUUUACCACAUGAUUUGAUGGACAACGUCGAGAAGAUGACAAAGGAACACUACAAGAAAUCAAUGGAACAAAAGUUCAACGACAUGCUCAAGUCCAAAGGGUUGGAAAAUCUUGAGAGAGAAGUUGAGGAUGUCGAUUGGGAAAGCACUUUCUACCUUCGUCAUCUCCCUCAGUCCAAUCUCUACGACAUUCCUGAUAUGUCUGAUGAAUACCGGACGGCAAUGAAAGAUUUUGGGAAGAGAUUGGAGAAUCUUGCAGAGGAUUUGUUGGAUCUGUUGUGUGAGAAUCUAGGGUUAGAGAAAGGGUACUUGAAGAAAGUGUUUCAUGGAACAAAAGGUCCAACCUUUGGGACUAAAGUGAGCAAUUAUCCAUCUUGUCCUAAACCAGAGAUGAUCAAAGGUCUUAGGGCCCACACUGAUGCAGGAGGCAUCAUCUUGUUGUUUCAAGACGACAAGGUCAGUGGUCUCCAGCUUCUUAAAGACGGUGACUGGAUCGAUGUUCCUCCACUCAACCACUCCAUUGUCAUCAAUCUUGGUGACCAACUUGAGGUGAUAACCAACGGGAGGUACAAGAGUGUGAUGCACCGUGUGGUGACUCAGAAAGAAGGAAACAGAAUGUCCAUUGCAUCUUUCUACAACCCGGGAAGCGAUGCUGAGAUCUCUCCAGCUUCGUCCCUUGCCUGCAAAGAAACCGAGUACCCGAGCUUUGUCUUUGAUGACUACAUGAAGCUCUAUGCCGGGGUUAAGUUUCAGCCUAAGGAGCCACGAUUCGAGGCAAUGAAGAAUGCUACUGCGGUUACAGAACUGAACCCAACAGCAGCCGUAGAGACUUUCUGAAAACAAAGUUGAGUGUGAGCGAAAGCAAAGAAACAAAGAUGGGUUUUGUGUUAUGUUUACGUCAAUAAGUUAAGGCUGAUAUUAGUGUUUAUAUAAUUAAGAUGUCUGGUUUCAUUUGUUGGUUAAUCUUGUGUUUAAAGUGUGGCGUGUUUAUCUAUGUUUAUGGAAGGUGAUAAUAAUAAAUCAGAGUAUGAUAACUCUUCUAAUAAGUAUUGGACAAUAUCUCCAAACAAGUAUCUGUCAAAUUCUAUAUUAAUAUUAUAUUUAUAGUUUUGUUGAAAAAUAAUUUGAACCAUUCAAAUAAGGACAUUUGGCUUGAUCCCUUCCU